Pieris macdunnoughi is the source of this 804-nucleotide messenger RNA. The record is from the annotation of a GenBank genome assembly. NCBI's taxonomy places the organism in Eukaryota, Metazoa, Arthropoda, Insecta, Lepidoptera, Pieridae.
AUGGAUGCAGUGCAAAGUGCAUCUUGCGUCAAGUUUAACUCCGCCAUGACGAAGCCCGUUAAUAUCACAUGGUUACACAUCACUAACCCACAGAAAAAACGAGAAUGCGUCCAUAAAACUUUUGAAUUGGAUCGUCAGGAAAUAACUGUAGUCCUGGGAUACGAUUGUCUAAAGGAAAGUGAUAUACUUCAUGCCAUACUCCACGCUAUUGGUUUGAAAGACGAAGUGACGCACCCAUAUCGUGAUCGCUACAUGCGAGUGCUUUGGAACAAUAUUAGACCAGAAUAUCGCCAGCUUUAUCAAAUACAAGAAUUGCAUUCUUCAAAAGGUUUGACAGAGUAUGACCCAACAAGUGUCAUGCAUUUUCAUGACCGGGCAUUUAGUAGCAAUGGACAGGCAACCAUUGUACCUUUGAUAUCUGGACUAAUGAUAGCUCCGUCUGAUCAUCUGUCACAACUGGACACUAUGAAACUAAGAUUGAUGUUCGAACACGAAUGUAACAAACGUAAAGUAAGUGAAGUUAUAGAUUCAUGUAAAAAUGUAUUCCACGAUAAACUGAAGGGUUCAGUAAAUCCAAUGGCUAAAAUUUUUGAAAACGGGGACGAUAGUCUUAUUAAAGAAGGCGCCAAUGAAAAAUCUGAAGACAAUAUUUAUGAAAUGAAUGUUAAUAGUACUGAAAACGAUGGUCAAAGUUAUGAAACAGAAAACAGCGACGAUUAUUCUAAAACAAGCGAUUCAGACAUAGCAUCUACUAUAAGUGACGGAGUAAUAGACACAAAGGAAGAAAUAACAGUUGAAGAUUGA